Erpetoichthys calabaricus (reedfish) is the source of this 4636-nucleotide messenger RNA. RefSeq names its product CCM2 like scaffold protein (gene ccm2l). NCBI's taxonomy places the organism in Eukaryota, Metazoa, Chordata, Cladistia, Polypteriformes, Polypteridae. The record is from RefSeq and is a predicted model, not a curated record. The coding region runs from base 16 to 1854 and encodes 612 amino acids. The transcript is spliced from 10 exons. Gene Ontology annotation, biological process: heart morphogenesis.
CGGGUGGAGAGAGGCAUGGAAUUUGAACCCAAAAAGGGCAAAAGAGGUUUUGUUUCUCCAAUCAAACGCCUGGUUUUUCCUAAAGCGGCACGUAAGCAGGCUGAGAAAAAUAGUCUGUACCGAAGACCCCUUCACUCUGUACCUCUUUACCCACCAGACUAUUUCAUUGACCCAGAGAGGCUACUCCAUGACUAUGUCGAGAAAGAAGUUAAAUUUUUGGGCCACUUAACAUGGGUAUCAUGCUCUUUAAAUCCUUCCAGUCGAGAUGAACUUCUGCAACUCCUAGACACUGCCAGGAAACUGAAAGAACUGCCACUUCAUACAACAUCUGAGCAAGACAGCAUCUUGAGCCUGUCAGCGCGCUGCUUGCUUCUCACCUGGAGAGACAAUGAAGAGCUCAUUCUGAGGAUCCCGACGCAUGAAAUUGCUGCAGCCUCCUAUCUACGUGACGAUGCAUUGCAUCUGCUUGUUCUAAAAACAGGGUUGGGAGUGGACCCAGUGCCUGCAGUUGGAAGUUUGGAACACCCAAGUGGCAGUUUGGAGAAGAAGCAAGGUGGUAGUAGUAUUGAAAAAAGGAGGCAAACGGUUAGUAAUAUGGAUCGCCGACCUGCAGGAGGUACCAUGGAGCGAAGACACACUAUCUGUAGUUUAGACUGGAAGAUGUCUGGCAACCAUGAGCAAAAGCAGACAGGGGGUAGCUUAGAGAGGAAGACUCCUGGUGGCAACCUAGAGCAUAAACAGGUAGGUGGAAGCUGGGAAAGAAGGCAAACCCGAAAAACUGGUGGCAGCUGGGAGCGCAGGCCUGUUAGUGGAAGUUGGGAACGGAGAAACACUGGAAACGUUGGUGGAAGUUGGGAGCGGAGGUACACAGGAAAGACUGGUGGAAGUUGGGAAAAGAAACACACCUAUGGAGGAAGCUGGGAACGAAGGCAGACAUAUAGUGGAAGCUGGGAAAGAGGCAAAUCAUAUGGAAGCUGGGAGAGACGCAAUGCUGAGAUUAAUCCACUAGACCCUCAGAAGCCAACCCCAAGCCCAGAUGCAUAUUGUAACUUGGUUAUUCUGGCUGUUGCCAACAAGGAUGCAGCAGAGGAAUACUGUGCUUUGAUAUGCCAAGUGUUUCAGAUCAUCUAUGGUGAUCAGACAAUAGAGUGUGUAGACCGUGCAGGAUACCACUAUUCUUCUACGGCUGAUCGCCGAUGGCUCCUGCAGAGAAGUGACAGCCGAAUGACAGAUUUGACAUAUGGCUAUGAUGCUGACUUCAGCUGCUGCAGUUCUUUCAAUGGUUCUCAGGAGACUUUUGAUCCAUACUACAGUGAAAACUACAGUGAAAAUUCGUCCAUGUCCUUCAGGCAGUCUCGACACAGUUUGGCAACACUUUGUAGUGAGAGCGAUCAGAGCAGCGUUGGUGUGGAAUUACUGCAAGAAUACAUGAACACUCUGAGAAGCAAGCUUACUCCACCAGAAAUUCAGCACUUUGCUCUCCUUUUGCGUGAAUACAGAAUGGGAGCACCCAUUGAGGAUUACUGUUCAGAACUCCUCCGACUCUAUGGUGAGAAGAGGAAAUUCCUUCUGUUGGGUAUGAGGCCCUUCAUCCCCGACAAUGAUGUGGGGAUGUUUGAAAGUUUCCUUGAAAGCAUUGGGAUCCGGGAAGGUGGAAUCUUGACAGAUAGCUUUGGUCGAAUUAAACGCAGCAUGAGCAACACCUCUGCCUCAGCAGUGCGAAGUUAUGACAGCUGGUCAUUACACUCAGAAUCUGAAAACUUCAACAGAAUGAUCACAGACAUCACACAUGACAUUGAAGCUUUGGGCUGUGAAGAAGAAGAUGACAUUGAAGAAGAGGAUAAUUAUUUGUGAUGGUGACUUUUGUAUCCACACAAAACAUAAAAAGCAUCAUUGUGAGCAAAAAAAUAAAAAGUAAAACAAAAGCAUGUUGUUCAGGCCUAGAGAGGCUAUGAAGAAAAAUCCAAUUCUUUUGUGCAGGAGACAAUAAGGUCUUUGAUAAUGUUUUCUGCCCUGAACUGUUAUUCAAGUAUGAAAAAAAAAACAGUACAAUUUUUGACUCCCAGCAUCUUUACCAGUUUAAUGUAAACUGAUAGGGAGUCUGGCCUCUGAAGAUAGCUUCUCAGCUAUUCCCAGCCGAACAUAAAGAUUUCCAUGCACUAACCUAAAUUCAUAUCUUUUCCCAUCAUUCCUGAAGAAUGAAAGGAGACGACAACAUCUUUGCUUUCUCUGGCACAGAGUAUUACUCAGCAUUAACUUCUGUAGGUUUUUUUUUAUUUUUUACUGAAGGGGAAGCAUCAAUUUUAUUUCACUUAUGGUGUGAGAGAGAGUGUCGACCUUGUUGAGAGGUUUACUUACCUUGGCAGUGACAUUCAUGUCUCUGGUGACUCUUCCUAUGAAGUCAGUAGACGAAUUGGGAGAGCAUGGGGGUUCAUGAGAUCGCUGGAAAGGGGUGUGUGGCGCUCCUGAUAUCUAUGCAAAAAGAUGAAGGUCCAAGUCUUUAGAGUCCUGGUGCUUCCUGUCUUGCUAUAUGGUUGUGAGACAUGGACACUAUCCAGUGACCCGAGAUGAAGACUGGACUCCUUUGGUACUGUGUCUCUCCGGAAAAUCCUUGGGUACCGUUGGCUUGACUUUGUGUCAAAUGAGUGGUUGCUCAUGGAGUCCCGAAUGAGGCACAUUACCUGCAUUGUGAAGGAGCAUCAGUUACGGCACUACGGCCAUGAGGCGCAUUUCCCCGAGGGUGAUCCGGCUCGUAAGAUCCUCAUUGUUGGGGACCCGAGUGGCCGGACCAGGCCAAGGGGUCACCCACAUAACUCCUGGCUGCGGCAGAUAGAGGGUCAUUUCCGGAGGGUGGGACUGGACCGCGUGUCUGCCUGGGGGGUUGCAAACCAGGAUCCCAAGUUGUUUCGUCAUGUAGUGGGUGUGGCAACGCACUGCACCAAUGCAUGCUCCCCAACUUGACUUGACUUGACUUAUGGUGUGAAUCAAUCCAUCUUUCCUUUACAAACACCAGAGAAGGGGUCUUUUAACUCUUCACUGGUGAAGUAAUAAGGUUCAGAGAAAUUGGGACAGAACCAUUUUACCAAGUGAAAAAUGAAUGAAUGUUUUGAUCAAAUAGAUUUUGCCAAAAUGAAAUCAUUUUUGAAGCAUGAAAAUAAAAAGAGCAUUAUUGUUGUCACAAUAUAUGAAUGGGUGAAAUAGUGUUACUAUCACAAGUUGUUCUCAUGCUAGUGGAUUUGCAACAGGUUUCACUUCAGGAAAGGGGCUGUGAAAGCUGAACCUCAUGCCAUACACUUCCUCUUAAAUGACAAAUGGUAGUCUGAGAAUUGCUGGGGGAUGAAAUGUCAUUGAACAUCUGCAGCUGAAUAAAAUCACAAACAACAAGAGAAAUCAGCAUCCCAAUUAUUAUGCCUAUUUUAGUAGCAAUAAUUGUAAGGCAAGAAGUAGCCCCGGAUGGCAUACUUUUUCAUCACACUCACCACAGUACAUCAUCUUCUAAGCCUGCUUAAUCCUAUCGCAGCAAGCACAGGGUGCAGGACAGGAACAAUCUCUAGACAGGGUGCCAGUCCAUCACAAGGUGAUUAUACCCACCCCAAAAAAUAAUUUUAUUUCGUUGUUGUCAACAUUUACAACAUCUGACAAAGUGAUCUGAAUGUACAUUUGAAAUUAAAUUUCAUCACACAUGAUUCAAUAUUAAGACAAAAAUGAUAGAUAAUGUUUUAUUUGUCCCAAGGGGGAAUUUAGCAUAUAUAUUAAUUAUUUAAUAUGCAUUAAUAUAGCCUACCCACACUCAAUCAUAUUGGCUGUUUUCAUUUGUUUACUUUUUAUUUGGUUAGAAUGACCAGGUUAUGUACCGGUAAUCUCAUUUUAAUAAGUUCAUAGUAACAUCAUGCUUCACAUUUUAGGUAAUAUGGCCUUGAGUUUAGAUCUGAAACCAGGAGAAUUCAGGUUCAAGUUCCACCUCUUGCUCACUUAACUAAAACUCCUUGUUAUGACACUUGGUGUUUCUAUACUGCAUUCUGUGUUACAUUCUGUUUAUUUUCUAUAAUAUGAUCCUAAUUAUACAAUUCAAAGGUUCUGUGUUCACUAUGCUCCUUACUAGAAUAAUGAAUUGGCUCCAUUCUAUACCAUUAUAUUUUUAUAGGAUAAUUUUGAUCCCUUCAUUCACUGAAUUAAGAACUCCAUUUUGUCUAGGGAGACACAGUGCCCAAUUAUUUAGUCCUAGUACCUUGUGAAUACUGACUUUGAAUCCUAUACUCAUUCUCUGUAUUGUAUUUUACAUUGCGUUUGCCUGUUCUUACACUGUCAGUGACUUUCUCACUGGCCAGUGAAUUACAUGUUAGGUUAAUUGGUAACUCUAAAUUGACCCAUAUAGUUUGUUUAUGAGUGGGUGAUGUUAAUAUUGCUUGGAAUGGCUCCAGUGCAUGCAUGACCCUGAAUUGGAUUAAGCAGGUUUAUUAAUGUUAUAAUUCAUAUUCCUACCUGCCGGGAUGAGGCUGUCAGCGAUUCUCCCUUCACAAAAUGUAUAUAUUUGCUCUGUGUGUACAGUCUGCAAUAUCUGCAUAGAUGUUACAAUGGCAUAGAAUCUAUAAUUACAAACAAUAAAAAUAGAAUAGAUCUUGAGUGUUUUGUCAAG